AUGUGCACGCUAGACAAACGCGGCAACCUUUUCGUCCUCACCCUCACCGGCGACGACGAGCACCGCCUGAACCCGACCCUGAUCGACUCCAUCCGGGACGCGCUAGACCGGGUCAGGUCCGGGUCAACGGGCGCCGCCGCCCUCAUCACCACCGCCCACGGCAAAUUCUUCUCCAACGGUUACGACCUCCGGUGGGCACUGUCCGACCCGGAUCCGGUCCAAUCGGAGGCUUUCGCCCGCCCCAAGGCAAUGUCCGCGAAGUUCCGGCUCCUGAUCGCGGACCUCAUCUCCCUCCCGAUGCCGACCAUCGCCGCCGUCACCGGCCACGCCUCCGCCGCCGGGUUCGGCCUGGCCCUGAGCCACGACUACCUGCUGAUGAGCCGGGGCCGAGGGUUUCUGUACAUGAGCGAGCUCGACAUCGGGUACAAAAUCCCCAAUUUCCUGUUCGCCCUAGUGAAGGCCCGGGUCGGCCCGCCCCGGAGCUGGCGGAACGUGGUGCUCAGGGCGGAGAAGAUUACGGCGGAGACGGGGGUAGAGUGGGGGAUCGUGGACUCGGCCCACGCGAGCGCCGGCGAGACCCUCGAGGCAGCGCUGAGGCUGGGAGGGGAUCUGGCGGGUCGGAAUUGGGACGGGAAAGUUUACGCCGAUUGUCGGAGGACGGUGCUCGCCGACGUGGUGGCGGCGCUCGGGUCGGACGAGACGGUGGGGGACGCCGGCGAGGGGACGGCGGCGGUUUCGAGAUUAAAUGCGGUUGAGUUGGAUAGAAAUGAUAGUGUGCAUCUUUCUUUAGACAAGAAAGAAGAUGAGUCUGAAGUGAAAAAUGAUGAAAAAGUGGAAUCUGAACAAAUUUCGAAGGUGAUUGUUGAUGAGAAAGUUGAUUCUAUUAAGAAAAAUGAUUCUUCGGUUUUGUCGGGUGAUCAGCCUAAAGUAGUGGUGAAGGAGGAUGAGGAGGAAGAUUUAGGGUGGGAUGAAAUCGAGGAUAUUGGAAGUGGCGAUGAGGAAAAAGUCUCGUCAACUGCCCAAAGUUGCAGCCCGAGUAGAACCGAGCUGAAGAAACAGUUGAUUGCUGGGAAAGAUGAUGAGGAUUUGAGUUGGGAUAUUGACGAUGAUGAUGAUGAGCCGGUAAAACGACCAUGCCGUCUUAGUAAAUUUGAUAAACUGGUAUGGUGA
Striga hermonthica is the source of this 1170-nucleotide messenger RNA. The record is from the annotation of a GenBank genome assembly. Lineage: Eukaryota; Viridiplantae; Streptophyta; Magnoliopsida; Lamiales; Orobanchaceae.